Messenger RNA from Meleagris gallopavo (turkey), 3390 nucleotides. It is a transcript of the gene ZCCHC24, whose product is annotated as zinc finger CCHC-type containing 24. The record is from RefSeq and is a predicted model, not a curated record. Gene Ontology annotation, molecular function: zinc ion binding; nucleic acid binding. Lineage: Eukaryota; Metazoa; Chordata; Aves; Galliformes; Phasianidae.
GGCCGCCGCUCGGGGGAAAGAUGAGCUUGUUGUCAGCCAUCGACACCAGCGCCGCGUCCGUGUACCAGCCCGCCCAGCUCCUCAACUGGGUCUAUCUCUCGCUGCAAGACACGCACCAGGCCAGCGCGUUCGAUGCCUUCCGCCCCGAGCCCUCCUCCUCGCAGCACCCCGACCUCGGCUACACCAAGAGCCCCCCGGAGCUGAGCUCCUCGCUCAGCUCCAGCUAUCUCAACAGCUUCUUCCAGCUCCAGCGCAGCGAGGCUCUGAGCAGCAGUCUGUAUAAGAGUGCAUCUCCUUAUGGCUCUCUUAACAACAUAGUGGAUGGGUUAAGCUCCCUCACUGAGCAUUUUUCUGACAUGUCCCUUUCUUCAGAAGCCAGAAAACCCAGCAAGCGGCCACCUCCCAACUAUCUGUGCCACCUCUGCUUUAACAAGGGACACUACAUCAAAGACUGCCCACAGGGGAUACAAACAAUGCAGCAAAUACACAGCUAUAGCAGAUAUCCUGAGGUCCUUCGUUACUACAAAAGAAGAGUGUUGCAGCUAAAUGAGCUAAGGAUGCCAAGGGAAAAAAUACAGCGCCAUCGCUUUCCCUUCGUUGAUUGCAUUGCAGCUGUUUACAUACAAAAAGAGAAACAGAGAGGGAAGAAUGGGAAAGAAAAAGCAUGUGCACGUGUAUUAGAGAAAGCAGGGAAAUUGUAAAUUAAGAUGAUCUUAGUGAAAAGAAGAGCUGUCUCUUUAAAAAUAAAAUGAAAAAAUAUCCUCAGUGUUUUCUUUAGUCUUUUUCAUUCCUUGGCAGCAUCCCAGAGAUUUCACUGUCCUUGUCUCCAGCAUCUGGAAACCAUCAGAGUAAACAAUAGAGUGCUAGGAACUGGAACCCCUGCCUCAGCUCCCGUGGGACUUCGCUCUAGAGAACAUGAGAACACAAACCAUUGGACACCAUGUGGUCAAUUACUUCAAACUAACAAAUCUGUGUGCCUUCCUAUUUUCUGUUUUCCUUGGCACUAUAUGACCCUUUCACAAUGGAACCCAGCUGUUGAAAAAGCCAGACGUUUUCUUUUUUAACCUCUUGCUUACUUUUAGGCUUGCUUUCCAUAGUAAUCUCAGGGUUGGCACGUACCCUAGGUAAAAGCAUCCCUCUUAUUAAACCCCUGGCUAGCUGUAAUGUUUGCCUGUAUUAGUCAGCAGAGAGGCUUGAGAGUAUUAACUUAACAGGAUCAUGCCGUAACAAGGACUCCACAGGUGGUCCUGUAUUUGCUGGGUUUCCUGACAUUGCAUGCCAGCACUUAAAGCAGAUAAAACAGGACAGCUUUAUAGCCUGCCUGUUUUGUGCAGUCAACAACUGCACGUGUGAUUAUGACCUAGUUUUUAAAAACUUGUUUCUAGCGCAGGUGCUGCGUUGGCAAUUGCAAGGAACUCAAGUCAUCUCAAAACUGAAGGCUGUUGAGGGGCCUGCUCCUUCCAGCAACGUGAAAUAAACUUUGCUCCAGAUUAACCAUGCUAGUUCCAGGACUGAAGACACUGCUCCCAGGGCUGUCAGGUUCUUGUUCUUUCCAGACUUUAUUUCAAAAGACAAUUUUUGAGCAGUGUGAAUUUGUCCAGUAUUACAGACUACACACAAGCCAAGAUUUCUACACUACAUUUAAAUAUAUCCUCUUACUCUAUUUUAUUUUCAUUAACAUCUUCCAAUGAGCGGAAAUACUGACCAAAAUUGUUCAAAGUGAAAUUUAGGGCUUCGUCUCUACAUCACUGUUACUUUUGCUGAAUAUCCUUAGUGCAUACUGACGAUAUGAGAGAAAUGCUCCAAACUGAAGUAAAAUAAGUGAUGCAUUUCAUGUAUAAAUAAUAAUACAUAUUCUUAAACCUCCAGUUUUAUUUCCAGGAAAAAAUAGGUACACGUGAAUGUAAUGCUACAGCUAGAAGAUGCAAAUAAAACAGGGAGGUGCCAUAUAGUUUAGCACCUCUAGCUAAUUGCUAUCCAUGCAGUCAGACAAGUGGCACUGAAUGAGUUUGGCACUUUUCAGCUUUGACUCCAAACAAGCAAUGGUUUAUCUGCUGAGCAAAACCUGUCCAGCUCUGUCAGUUUGAAAAGGCUAGCACUAGCAUGAUCAAGAGGGCAAAGAGGCUCACAGUGCAAACUGCUUUGUCCCAGUCUGCAUCCCAGUGUGAAGAAGCUGCUGUGUGGACUGGCAGAACUUGUCCCCAAAGGCUGACUGGCAAAGCCUCACCAACUGCACAGGAAGCUCUUACUAGGGUUAGUGUGAAAUUAGUAGAAAUUUCAACUUAGGACCCUGCCAGUUUAUUUCUUUCUUCAAAGUGCAGUUGAGAAUUUUUUCUUUUUUUCUCCUCUUUGGACUUAUGCAGAAAACUUCUCAGUUCAUAGCUGUGACCAUAGACUCAAAGACAAUCCAACUAAUACAAGCAAAAUGUUAGAAAAUUGUAGUAAAAUACAUGUGUAUCUGCUCUGAGCUGCAGACAUCAACCAUAAUCACGAAAGAUGACAAUGUCAAGCUUAGAAGGCAAAUAAGCAAGGAGCAUGCUUAGGCAGGCUGAAUAAAUAGAACACUUUACAAUGUUACCUGCAAACUGGUGAAAGGUAUGCUGUUGAGCCUAGGACUAAUGAGAUGGAUAACUGCAAUUGGUGGGAUCUUGUUCCUCCUCUUUGAGUGAAAUGCAGGGAGUGUAUUGCAUACAAUUGUAUUGUAUACUUACAUUUCUUUUAAGAGAGAUGAGGAAGAAUCAUUAAAUGGGUUUACUGGAGGAACUCCUACUGCAAGAUCUAGGCAUUAAGCCAUUUUGUGGCCAGUAGUAAAAACAUGCUUUAAAAAAUCCCAGAUCUGGCCUCUAGCUUCACAAUAAUAGUAGGGAAGCUUUAUUGCCUUUUUUGCCAGAUGUUGUUGAUCCCAAAUGUCUGUAGAAUUGAUUAGGCUGACACUGAGAAGGCGGAAGCAGAUGUUGCACUAGCAACUUGAACAGUGUGGAACAUACCUAAAUCUUUUAAUAGUUAUUAAAAGAUUGUUAAUUGUACAGCCUAAGUUCAAAUCAAUCUAGUUUCCCUGUGUGAACAUCUUGGACAGCUUCUCGUCCGGCUGACAGAUAUUCACAAAAGCAUAGAUAAAAAUACAGUUAUUUGCAGGAAUGCUUUGCCUGUGGCAAGGAAUAUACAUCUUAGAAGAGCUAAGGGAGUCUACUUAGCUAACUGAAGCAGUCCCAGCACAGUCUGGAUGCAAGCCAGGACACAAAUGAAACCACUGUAAUGGCACUGAUGGAUGACCUCCUUCUGGCAAUGAAGAGAGAACACAUCCAUUCCCUUCAUCCUGCACCUCUUUAGUAUUUGACACUACUGGCCAUGAGAUACAGCUGUUGCACCAAAAAAAAAAAAAAAAAAAAA